Molecule: messenger RNA, 1811 nt
Organism: Hibiscus syriacus
Lineage: Eukaryota; Viridiplantae; Streptophyta; Magnoliopsida; Malvales; Malvaceae
Product: glucose-1-phosphate adenylyltransferase large subunit 1-like
Exons: 14
Coding region: 16-1584 (522 amino acids)
Biological process (GO): glycogen biosynthetic process
Molecular function (GO): glucose-1-phosphate adenylyltransferase activity
Source: RefSeq, a predicted model, not a curated record
AGCGAGAAAGCUUUAAUGGAGUCAUGUUGUCUGACUAUGAAAGCCAAUCCUCGUUUGUUGAAUGUGAGAAAAAACGGCUUUAACAAUGGAGAUAAUGCAUUUCUGGGGGAGAGAAUCAGAGGGAGUCUUGUUGAUAACAGUUUGUGGUUCAAUCAUGUUGAUAAUAAGAAAGAAACGAAGAUCAAAACCAGUUCUUCUGCGAUUCUCACAUCGAAUAAUCGCAGAGAAGCCAAGACCGUGCAACAACGUCGAUACGAUAGAAGAAAACUCGACCCCAAGAAUGUGGCCUCGAUCAUACUGGGAGGAGGUGCAGGGAUUCGUCUCUUUCCACUUACUCGAAGGGCGGCUACGCCUGCUGUUCCGAUCGGAGGAUGUUAUAAGCUGAUCGACAUUCCGAUGAGCAACUGUAUCAACAGUGGGAUAAACAAGAUCUUUGUUCUGACACAGUUCAACUCGGCUUCCCUCAACCGGCACCUUGCACGAACGUAUUAUGGCAAUGGUAUCAAUUUUGGAGAUGGAUUUGUGGAGGUUCUUGCUGCUACUCAAACGUCAGGAGAAGAAGGGAACAAGUGGUUCCAAGGAACAGCUGAUGCUGUGAGGCAAUUCAUAUGGGUAUUUGAGGAUGCAAAGAACAGGAACAUCGAGAAUGUAGUCAUCUUGUGCGGGGAUCAUCUCUAUCGAAUGGAUUAUAUGGACUUUCUACAGAGUCAUGUUGACAAUAAUGCUGAUAUUACAAUCUCAUGCGUGCCCAUGGACAACAGUCGUGCAUCUGAUUAUGGACUGGUGAAGAUCGAUGGAAGGGGGCGUAUUGUCCAGUUUUCCGAGAAGCCAAAGGGUGCUGAUUUGAUAGCAAUGCAAACAGAUACCACUCUUCUAGGGUUGUCUCCCCAAGAAGCCAAGAAAUCCCCUUAUAUUGCAUCAAUGGGAGUCUAUAUAUUUAAGACGUCGGUUUUAUUAAAGCUUCUGAGAUGGAGAUUUCCUUCUUCCAACGACUUCGGGUCGGAAAUCAUUCCUGCUGCAGUCAAGGAACAUGAUGUCCAGGCGUAUAUUUUCAAAGACUACUGGGAUGAUAUUGGAAACAUAAAGGCCUUUUAUGAAGCCAAUUUAGCACUCACUGAAGAGGUUCCUAAGUUCGAGUUUUAUGAUCCGAAGACACCUUUCUAUACAUCUCCUCGACACUUACCCCCAACGAAAAUCGAUAAAUGCAGGAUUAAAGAUGCACUAAUCUCCCAUGGAUGCUUCCUGCGAGAAUGUACUGUCCAACACUCGGUAAUCGGUGAACGCUCACGUUUGGACUCUGGUGUUGAGCUUCAGGACACGGUUAUGCUGGGAGCGGACUAUUACCAAACUGAAACUGAAAUCGCAUCUCUACUAGCAGGCAGUAAGGUCCCAAUUGGAAUUGGACACAAUACCAAAAUCAGGAACUGCAUUAUCGACAAGAAUGCUAGGAUAGGAAAAGAUGUAGUCAUUGCCAACACAGAUGGCGUCGAAGAAGCCGAAAGGCCGGAAGAAGGAUUCUACAUCCGGUCCGGAAUCACCGUCAUACUAGAGAAGGCAACGAUUGAGAAUGGUACCGUUAUAUAAAUGGAUCGUAAAUUACUUCCGGGGACAGCUCGGAGCUCGGAAUUCAAUAGGGCUCUAUUGAAAGUUGUUAUGGUGGGAGGAGGUUCUGAAGGGUGGCGUUUGCAUCAUUUUGCAUAAAAAGAAAAGCUGCAUUACUAUCAAUUACGUUUUAUGUAAAUCAAAAGUUCGUUUUGCAGUGUAAAUUACGUAAUAGAAUUCAUGAAAAUAAAUCAGGCGGCUAAGCACAA